This is a messenger RNA of Argentina anserina (silverweed cinquefoil), 1660 nucleotides long. Its product is annotated as probable galacturonosyltransferase-like 1. Lineage: Eukaryota; Viridiplantae; Streptophyta; Magnoliopsida; Rosales; Rosaceae. Gene Ontology annotation, cellular component: Golgi apparatus. The record is from RefSeq and is a predicted model, not a curated record. The transcript has a single exon. The coding region runs from base 104 to 1216 and encodes 370 amino acids. Gene Ontology annotation, molecular function: glycosyltransferase activity.
CCUAACCUACAGAUAGAUCAUCAUUUCUCUAGAGAUCUCACCCUCUCUCUCUCUCUCUCUCUCUCUCCCUCCGAUCCUCACUCCUCUUUUCACUUUCAAAACCAUGCCCGCCCCCAAGCUACCUCUCCUUCUCAUUCUCUCUCUCAUCCUCUUCCCCAUUUCCUCUCUCUCUUCUCCGACCAAUACAAGCACCAACACCACCGCCGGGACGCAGCAUUUUAGAGAAGCUCCGCAGUUCUACAACUCCCCCGAUUGCCCUUCCAUAACCACCGUCCACGACGACGACUUCGAUUCCGAUGAAGACGACGACAACAACCACCACCACUUCAUGAUAUGUUCCCGCCAAGCCGUCCACGUGGCAAUGACCCUAGACACAGCCUACAUCCGCGGCUCCAUGGCAGCCAUCCUCUCCGUCGUCCAACACUCCUCCUGCCCUCAAAACGUCGCCUUCCACUUUGUCACUUCGGCCGCAGCCAACGCGUCCCACCUACGCGCCACCAUCGCUUCCUCUUUCCCUUACCUCACCUUCCAAAUCUACCCCUUUGACGACUCCCACGUCUCGGGGCUCAUCUCCACCUCCAUUCGCUCCGCCCUCGACUGCCCUCUCAACUACGCCCGUAGCUACCUCGCCAACCUCCUCCCCCUCUGCGUACGACGCGUCGUUUACCUCGACUCCGAUCUCAUUCUAGUCGACGACAUUGCCAAGCUUGCUGACACUCCCCUCGGCGACGAAACCACCGUCCUCGCCGCGCCGGAGUACUGCAAAGCAAACUUCACUUCAUAUUUCACUUCUACAUUCUGGUCCAACCCUUCUCUCUCCUUGACAUUCGCCGACCGGAAAGCGUGUUAUUUCAACACCGGCGUGAUGGUGAUCGAUCUCGACAGGUGGAGAGACGGCGACUACACGGCGAAGAUAGAAGAGUGGAUGCAAUUGCAGAAGAGAAUGAGAAUCUACGAGCUCGGUUCUUUGCCGCCAUUUCUUCUAGUUUUUGCCGGGAAGAUAGCACCGGUGGAGCACAGAUGGAAUCAACAUGGGCUCGGCGGUGAUAACUUCCGGGGGCUUUGCCGAAAUUUGCAUCCCGGUUCAGUGAGUCUGUUGCAUUGGAGUGGGAAAGGGAAGCCGUGGGCUAGACUUGAAGCUAACAGGCCAUGCCCUUUGGACGCGCUCUGGGCUCCUUAUGAUCUUUUGGAAACACCAUUUGUGUUGGACUCUUGAUUUCGAUCAGAGAAUCGGAAAUGGAUCGAAGAUGAAAUGUUUGUGCAGAUUGAAGCCGGAAUAGUUCGUUUUGGGAGUGUGAUCUGUCACAUUAUUACGUCGAUCGGUCUCCGAUAUAUUUGAUUGAAGGUGGAUCAUGGAAGAAGAACUCAAUCAACUCAUCAAGGAAGAAUGGAAUAUCAUUAUUCAUUUUCAAUGUUGUUUAUAGAUUAUAGAGGUACAAACUCAUAUCAAACCAUAUUAUAACUUGUGUCAAACGAAACAAGAAAAUUAGUCCACAAAAAAGAAGAAGCAAUAAGUGGACUAACUAAUUCACGAUCUUCUGCUACCGUCGUGUUGGGUAUUAUACUUGUAAUCAAUUGUAUCAUAUAGUCUGUAAUCGAUCGAUCCCCUGUAUAGAGAUAUGAGCUAUUUUUGGCUGGCUUGACGUUUUCUUGGUAAAUA